Molecule: messenger RNA, 3436 nt
Organism: Octodon degus (degu)
Lineage: Eukaryota; Metazoa; Chordata; Mammalia; Rodentia; Octodontidae
Gene: Fam167a
Product: family with sequence similarity 167 member A
Exons: 4
Coding region: 593-1237 (214 amino acids)
Source: RefSeq, a predicted model, not a curated record
GCCGCGUUGCCAGGCAACCGCCCUGACGCAACGCAGAGAAAACCACGUCUCUUCAAAAGAACAGUGCCGAGGAUCCACAAGAGGCGGGAGAAGCCAGCGCCAGCAAGGAGCAGGCGGCGGGGAUCAGGCGCCAGCGCCAGCGCCAGCGCCAGCGCCAGCAGCAGCACGACCGCGCGGAUGCCUCCUGCGCCCAAGGUGUGUAAAUGGAAGCUUUGACCUCUGAGUAGAGCUGCACCUGUCAGCAAACUAGCUUCGAGGGGUGAAGGUCCCCAGGAGAAUUCAGGGCCCUGCGCUGCCUGCGCUGCCUGCUCGCCCUGGAUCUGCUCUGUGCACCCCCAGGACGGGUGGAUCUUGGCAAGCGCUAUCUUCACAGAUUCCUGCCGUCUUGUCUGUUCCUGCCUCUGCCACACAUUGCACUCUCAGGAUUCCGGGAGUAAUCCUAGACCCCAGGCCCCACAGCUGGUGUGAGAGCCCCAGGACCUACUCUGAGCCCAGCCCCACCCCAGCUGGAUGAGGCCGGCCAGACCAGGCUCCAGCCUCGCCCGCUGCCCUCCACGCCCUCCCAUGCGUGGCUGCUGUGACAGGCGCUAGAAUGUCUGUGCCCCAGAUCCGAGUGGAUGAAGUGGGCGAGGAUGAGGGGCUGGCGGGAGCAGCUGCCCCUCCCGAUGACCACCUCCGCAGCCUGAAGGCCCUGACUGAGAAACUGAGGCUGGAGACCCGCAGGCCAUCCUACCUGGAGUGGCAGGCCCGGUUGGAGGAUCAGACGUGGUCCUUCCCCAGGCCAGCCACGGAGGAGGAGAGCACGGAGCAGGCAGAGUGUGGAGCUGGGGAGCCUCCGAUGGCCCAGAGAGAGGCAAGCGAGCAUCUGCCGCCUCCUGAGGACGCCAGCCAGGGCGAGGGUGCACUGUGCGCAGGCAAGCUGGAGGGCUUCCAGAGCAUCGACCAGGCCAUCACUUGGCUCAGGAAGGAACUGGCAGAGAUGAGGCUUCAGGACCAGCAGCUCGCCAGGCAGCUCAUGCGCCUGCGCGGCGACAUCAACAAGCUGAAGAUAGAGCAAACCUGCCGCCUGCACAGAAGGAUGCUGAAUGACGCCACCUAUGAGCUUGAGGAGCGGGAUGAGCUGUCCGACCUCUUCUGCGAAUCGCCCCUGGCCUCUUCCUUCAGCCUCUCUACACCGCUCAAGCUCAUCGGCGUCACCAAGAUGAACAUCAACUCCCGGAGGUUCUCCCUUUGCUGAGGAGCCAGAGCUGAGGGCGGGGAGGGGAGCUGCACCGCCCUGGAGUUACCUCCUGGCAGCCAAAACAAGGCCCCUGGACCUGGUGGGAGGUGCCCUCAGGGGCUCCAGCUGGGGUCUCAGUGUCUCCACAACCAGGUCCCCGCAGGACCCAUCUCCUCCCUCUCUCAGUGGCCCGCAUUCCUGUGUCCUGGUCAUUGGUGCUGUGAACUGGGAUCCCUCUACAGGGCUCCCAGAACUUGGGUCCUCCUAGGAGGCUCCCCAGGGGUGUGGGAGAUGAGAGGGCCUAGUAGGCCAGUGCUGUGCUGCUGCCACCCAGGUCCUGGCUCUAAGUAGGUGAUGAAGCAACCUUGACAUGGACCCCCCGGGCCAGAACACCAAUAAAGAAGAGUGGCUCUAGCUGGCGGCUGGGCCGGGCUCCCCGCAGCCUUUCAUCUUGGCUCCUCCUGGCCUUGGUCAUCUUUUCCAGAGUGGCCUGGGAGUGUGGUGCACACACACAGCAAGUGCAGACACGUUCCAGUCUCAGCCACCAGCACUGUCACCCACAUCCCCCAGUGGCACCUGGCAGGCUGGGAACUGAUUCCUGUGACCAAAGUCUCUAGGAUGGGCACAGCUCUGAUAGUGCCACCCACAUCAGCUCGUUGUGUCCCACUCCUGAAGAGACAUCACCAGGGGACCAAUGAACCACCUUUAACCCUGUGCCUGAUCUAGACCGUUGCUCUGUGUCGCUAACUGUUGGAUUCUUGUCCAGUUGAGUAGGUCAAGCAGCAAGUCUGGGCUUUGGCUGUCCGAGUCCCUGGUGUCAGUGCGGUGAGAGCUAGGUCUGGGUCUGACACCAAUCUGUGCCUGGGAUGACCACCAGUCAGGGGUUUCCUAGACCUUCGAGGCAUUUAGUGCAGGCCUCUGAAUGACAGGUAAAGUGGGCCGGAAGAUGGCUUGCUUAGUGGCUGUGAAUAAGGCCACAUACCAAUGAACUUGAACCCCAAAGAUGGGCCUGGUGCUGCCAGCCUCCCCUGUCUCUCUGCAGCCCACAGUACUUGGCUGGUGCAGGGUACCAACCACAGGCACAUACAUGUUCCCUCAUCACCAUCCCAGGGUCUCACCAGGCCUACUGCACCCCACACUCCUUAUUUGUCUCUUGCCAUGGUCUCUGUCCACCUCAUUAUGACCCACAUGGAGAGAGGCUGGUUUUAAGGGGCUAAGAGUAGGACGAUACAAUGAAUGGCCCUAAGUAGCCAGAAGGGGACACAGUAUCUUCAUUGCAAUCUCAAAGAGCCAGACAGCAUGUGUGGGUUCAUCAAAGAAGGUCGAAUGAUGUAGCUAGGGUUGUUUGUCACCCUAAAGCCCCAGGGACUCAUCCCAAAGGUCCCCACAGAGUCCGCCACAGCACUACCAAAUCCCUUCCCUGUCACCUCUGUCUAGAUGUCCUGGAGUCACCCUCUGGUGACACCCACCCACCCACUCCACAGAAAAAUGUAGAAGCCCAUCUAUGUUCUGAAAAGAAAGCCUACUGGGUCAGUUUUCUUUUUAGAAAUCUGCCAUUUCAGUAGGAGCAGAGCUGGACUGAAAGAAAGCGGGGUGCUUGAGUUGGGGGCAGCAGAAGAACUUGGGGCUCAGUUAACCCAGAGUUUUCCUCCUUUCUUUGUUUGCUGGGAAGAAACCAAACCCCAGACACACAGUUUGGGAUAUGUUACAUGUCAGCUGUUGUGUUCAGUUCAUCCUGAGGAUUUUAUUUGGGGAUGAGGAGGGGAGGUGGGGGAUUGGAAAAGUGGUGGGAGAGAGAGUGUCCUGCACACAGCCCAGUGUGGGUUCAUUCCCACCUUCCACAGUGAACACCGACAGCCAGCUGAGUCGCUCCACUCCGUCUGUGAAGGCUCCACUCUGCGUGGGCAGCAACAGUGCUGGCCCUGUGUCCAGGGCCCGCUCACCAUGUGACUAAGGACUAUUUGUAGUGUUGCCUGUUUGCCAUCCCCAAGGAUGCAGACACAGAGCUGCUGCCGUGCUCCCACAAGUGGUCUUGUAGUGGUCAAUGUCUUCGCAGGCUCCGUAGCAAUCACAGAAGCCUAGAGGCCCCGGGGCAGGCUCCAGCUGGCCCGGCCUCGCCCAACACCUACUCUGUAGCAAUAUCAAGUGCUAUUACACAAUCGAUGGACAACUUACAAUUUUAUUUUUUAUGAUUAUGUUUCUAUAUUGCUGUUAGAU